AUGGCACCACGCGAAAACGACUUCCCCCAGGAAGCACUCGGCCUACACCUCGCGACCCUCACGUCCAGGAAGAAGGCGGACUACACCGACAGACAAAUCGCGCGCCUCGACCACUUCAUCAGAACCAAUCGAGGCUUCCAACGUUUUCUCAAAGCCCAUAACGAUAAAGUCACCAUCUCCACGCUCCGCUCCUUCGAUCUCACAGAGCUACGAGUAAUCUUCGGUUGUGAUGGCUUGGAGGGGUGCCAGACUGACAAUGGCGUCGAAGUCCUGCCGAUUCUCGACGAGAAGUUGCGGAGUAAAUUGGCGGCAUAUUGGAAGAAGUUUUUUGUUCUGCAAGAGCAGAAGAAGGCCUUUGACAUGGAAUCUGAUUCAGAUGAGGAUGCUCCACCCGCUCGAGCUGCGAGUCGUACCCGUCAACGCUCUGCGAGUCGCACCCGUCAACGCUCUACGACUCCUUUGGCACUGACCGAGGGAUUGGGAUCUCGUGAGGGAAGCCCAAUAGUUGUGAACAACCAUUACUACAAUUCUGGGGAAUCCCCAACCUGCGCAAGUUUCCCCCGCCGGCGCUCACGUACCUCGAGCGAGCAUCGACCUCGCACCCCAAGCUCCUCCCAACCCAACAUUGCCGCACCGACCCAGCACCAUUCCCAAUCCAGCACCGAAACGUCCGAAGACCUUCCCGCCCUUUACAUGAAGUUGCAUUUGCUCGAGGCAGAGCUUGCGGCUCAGAGAGAGGAGGAGUCUGCACAGGGCAAGGGUAAGGGUAGAGCUACUUCCCGUCAUCGUUCCCCGUCCCAAGUCCAGUUCAAUGAGCGCACUGAAAAGGCGACCUUUUCUGAUGACGAUGAUGAGGAGGACGACAAGAGUUUCACUUAUAAUACUGAUGAGGAUGAUUUUUGUUUCGAGAGUGAUCAUGUGUAUUGA
This is a messenger RNA of Glarea lozoyensis ATCC 20868, 927 nucleotides long. RefSeq lists its product as uncharacterized. The record is from RefSeq and is a predicted model, not a curated record. The transcript has 2 exons. Bases 1 to 927 code for a protein of 308 amino acids. NCBI's taxonomy places the organism in Eukaryota, Fungi, Ascomycota, Leotiomycetes, Helotiales, Helotiaceae.